Leptomonas pyrrhocoris is the source of this 651-nucleotide messenger RNA. Its product is annotated as putative Dynein light chain LC6 flagellar outer arm. Gene Ontology annotation, molecular function: dynein light intermediate chain binding; dynein intermediate chain binding. Gene Ontology annotation, biological process: microtubule-based process. The record is from RefSeq and is a predicted model, not a curated record. Gene Ontology annotation, cellular component: dynein complex. NCBI's taxonomy places the organism in Eukaryota, Euglenozoa, Kinetoplastea, Trypanosomatida, Trypanosomatidae. Bases 379 to 651 code for a protein of 90 amino acids. The transcript has a single exon.
GUACGUCAUUGCGCGCUCGACAUCGCAUACCAAGGCAUAAAAACGAAAAGCAGGCACUCCCGGCAUUUGUUGGAAGCAAAUCUCACCAGCUUCUUUUUGUGUGCGCAUCUUUCUUCGCGUUUUCUUUUGAUUUACUUGGUGCCAUUUUCGUGUUUCAGCUCGCGUGUAUAGACUGGUGCACUUCCACGCCCCCACGCACACCCACACACCUACACCAAGACAUCUGCUGUGUCGAGACACUUUCCAUAUACUUAGUAUAUUUGUAACGUGAUUUCCUCCCUGUUUCCGAUUUGUGAUCUGACCUGCGUGUCAUUGGAGCAUCGAGUGCUAUACCAGUACUAGCCAGAACAGCCGCGCAUUAGAGAGACAGCCGCAACAAUGACGCAAGUACCCGGUGCGACAAUCAAGCUCUCCGAGAUGCCGAAGGAGAUGGAGAACUAUGCGAUCUUCUGCGCCCAGGAGGGACUGACAAAGCUGAACAACGAACAAGAAUUAGCCGGAUUCGUUCGGAAGGAAUUUGAGGCAAAGUUCGGCCCUACGUGGAACUGCUUUGUCGGCCGCAAUUUUGGUAGCUUUGUCACCCACGAAGAGGGAAACUACAUUUACUUCUACGUCGGCCAGACCGGCAUUCUCUUGUUCAAAUCGUCCUAA